UUUUGUGAAAGCAGAAAGCAGGUAAAAGACAGAGCAGACGACGUUAUUUAUUUAUUUGUUAUCAAAAGGCGUGAACAAGAAAAAAAAAAAAGAUAUACGAAGAAGAUUGAUAUUCUUUUUCGUUCAAGAGAAAUUACUGUUAUGGCUGAGGUUGAGAAUUUGCGGUCUGAAAUUCACUUAGUCAGACGUGAGUUCAAAAAUAUAAGGCAGGAGCUUUUGAAACAGAAAUCCAACCUUAAAUGUGAAGUUGGAAGAAUUCAAUCUCUGUUGCAGGAGCAAGUUGCAACAAAGGCACAAACAUCAUCCGAAAAAAAUAAAUAUGAUAACGAAAAUGAAAGAAGCUAUUUAAUGAAGCCCAUAGGUUACAUAUCAUCAUGCUUCAGGAAUAAAAAUGGAAUCCCUCGACAACCAUUGUUAUCCCCCACUGCGAAAGCAACCUUGGAAAUCAAUAAGACACAUUUUACAAACCCAGAGCAUUCUUUGAUAGGAUUGGAGAAAUUUUCACACAUAUGGCUUCUCUUUUUGUUUCACAAGAAUGGACCUGAGGUGUCAGUGAAAUCGAAAGUCCAUCCACCUAGAUUAAAUGGCAUAUCCACAGGUGUUUUCAGCACUCGAUCACCUCACAGGCCAUGUCCAAUUGGAUUAUCUCUAACAAAAUUGGAUAAAAUUAAUGGAAACACCCUUUAUCUGUCUGGAAUCGAUCUGUUAGAUGGCACACCAGUACUGGAUAUCAAGCCUUAUAUUCCACACUAUGAUAUACCAAUUCCACAGCAAAGUGCUGAUUGCUGUAAUGAAGCAAAAACAGAAGCAACAUGUAAUGAUUCUCAUGAGGAACAAGUGAAAGCUGAUGCAUCAGACUCAAACUGUGCCACAUCUUUACUAAAGCUGCCACAAAUUCAUCUUCAAGUUUGUUUUUCAGAGAGAGCAAUUAAUAAUCUAAAAUUAUUUCAUGUUAAUUCUCACUCGCACAAUAAAUGUCCCUUUUGCCUUCAAUUUUUACAUAGCGUCAAAGAAGCCAAACAAGCCAUUACUGAAGUACUUCAAAAUGACCCUAGAUCAGUAUACAGGAGGCAGAAGUGUUCUGAUAAAUUAUAUUACUUUGAACUGGAUGUUCUGCAUGUGACAACUUGGUUUGAUGAAAACAUAGCAGAAGUACUGAAGAUCAAACCCACACAUAAAUCAGAUGAGUCUAUUUGAUAAUGUAUGAUUUCUCUGAACUUGUUGUGAGUAAUACAUAUCAGGGUUCAAAAAUAUCAUUUGCAAUAUUUAUGUUUAACAGGUUUUUGAAACGCUAUAGCCAAAUCUAAUGUAAACACAAAAAUUAAGUCUGGUACUGUCAGUGAUGUUCCCAUAGGGUAUAUUCCAUAUACUCUCAAACAUUUUAUAGAAUUAUAGCGUAUACCCUCAAGCUUCAAAAGUUUUCAUUUCCAAUUCAGAUUCUAUCACCACAUUUUAAAAUUUUCUUUAAGCUAAAAUAAUACAUUUACGUUAACUACGACAAGUAACCUUAUUUCUUUAUACUUCUUAACACUUAAUGAAUCAAUGCCUUUUGAACGACUUACACUUUGAUUGCAUACACAUAUUGUGCAUAAUGAAUUACUGGGAGUGUAACCUCAGAAAAAAUUAUGGGAAAAUCACUGGGUACCGUCAGUAAUUUAUAUGUAUUUAAAUGCUAAAAUAGGCUUGUGUAUAAAUCAAUAUUUUUUUCCAGUAUUCAUUUUAUUUUUGGUUUUGUUCAUUACUGUCCCCAGUGAAGUUA
Uloborus diversus is the source of this 1759-nucleotide messenger RNA. Its product is annotated as tRNA (adenine(37)-N6)-methyltransferase-like. The transcript is spliced from 6 exons. NCBI's taxonomy places the organism in Eukaryota, Metazoa, Arthropoda, Arachnida, Araneae, Uloboridae. The coding region runs from base 142 to 1197 and encodes 351 amino acids. The record is from RefSeq and is a predicted model, not a curated record.